Molecule: messenger RNA, 2323 nt
Organism: Sitophilus oryzae (rice weevil)
Lineage: Eukaryota; Metazoa; Arthropoda; Insecta; Coleoptera; Curculionidae
Exons: 1
Coding region: 135-2267 (710 amino acids)
Source: RefSeq, a predicted model, not a curated record
GUUCACCUAAUGGCCACAGCUAACUGCCAACCAAACAAUAAUAAACCGUUGAGAUAGGAUUUUAGGAACUUAUAUCAGCAGGUAAAAUCUAAAUAUAAAACCCACACCAUACAACAACAUUCAUUAGUUUUAACAUGGCCGCUCUCGACAUAACAAGUGCUGUUCAAAGCGUGUUUGAUUUACCGAGUGAUGUACCUUUUAACGUUACUUUAAAACCGUGCAAAAAUGUAACAUUUUUAUCGAUUCUCGACCUUCAGUUCAAUUCAGUGCGAAAACAAUAUGUGACGGUUGAAGCGAUCUGUUCAGAUAAAAUCCAACGGUUUAAAGAUGUUAAAGAGAAUUCUACAUUGCCCCAGGUAUUUACUUUUCAACGUAGUGACACAGAAAAAUAUAUAGCCUUCCAACGAUCGAGUACGGAACCAGAAAGCCUAAUAAGUUAUUUGAAAGAUAUAUUAAAGGCUUUGGCAGAAUAUCAGUCACGAAAUAUACUUUCUGAAGAGACUUUAGUAGAUGAAACGGGUAGUUACAAGUUGCGACAGCUGCUUGACACCACUAGUUCGACAUAUGAAUUUAAGGAUAUCAAGCAAGACACUCUGGAUAAAGCAACGCAAUGUUUAGAACUGGAUGCCGGCAAAGUAUUUAAAUCUGGAUUACUAGUAAACAGUCUUGGUUUUCCUAUAAAUAACAGAGAACAUGUACAGUUAAAAUCUUGGAAUGUACACAGGAUUCCACCAGUAUUCGAUGCUUUAUUAUACAUGUUUGUUUUGAGUAGCGAAAAAUUUCGUCAAAAACAUUUUUCGGAGCUACUAGAAUCUUAUUUUAGCCAACUAGAGAAAUCUAUAGAAGACAACAUCCCAGAAUACUCAUCAAAAUUAACUAAUUAUUACAGGGAAACGUCAGUACGAGUUUUACUCCCAGUAUUAAAAUUUCAAAUCAUUAAUUCAAAUAAAACAAUUAAUUCUCAUGAACCUGAAGAUCUGGUUUUAAAUAUCUGGAGAUUUCUGAAGAACCCUCUCAUAAAUCAAGAAGACAUCUACGAAAUUAUAAAAAACAAAUUUCACUCUACUGAUUUCGAACUGGUUGACUACGACAUGAAACAGUUAAACAGCAAUGGCGGUCAUCUAGGACAGUAUUUUAAUUUAAGUAUUACAGUUAAUCUUAACGGGGAAACUCAGUCAUUACAGCUUUUUGUAAAACUUAUAAUUCCCCAUAAUGAGUUUUUAAGAGCAAUUGUCGAAAAUGGUCCAACCGAGAAAGAACAUUUCUUCUACAAUACUCUUCUACCCUUGUAUAAUGAACACGGUUUGGAAGGUUUAUCAGAUUUCGCUCCACAGUGCUUUCUGAGCAGAGAAAACUGGAUGUUAGUAUUAGAAGAUCUGGCAAAGGAAGGGUUUCGUUGUUUAGAACUUAACCAAAACUUAGACUAUUCUCGUCUAAAGGCGAUAGUGUCAUUGCUAGCUAAGUAUGCAGCCUCUACAUUAAUUUUAGAAGAAACUUUAACCAGGAAGAAUGGAGAAAAAGUUCGUAUGGAUAAACUGUUUCCAGGAAAAUUCAGGGAAACUAUAUACCUAAAUACUACAGAAACGCCAAUAGGAAAAUUUUUCAAUGGUAAUAGAGUUGCUAUACAUUACCUUUUAGAACGGUCCCCAGAAAUUACUGAAAAAACUGGUUUGGGUCAUGAAGAAAUUAUUCGUAGAACCGAUGAACUGUACGAGUCGGUUUAUAAGAAGAUUUUAACCUCUGAUAAGUUUAGAAAUGUCAUAACUCACGGGGACGUGCAUCUAGGAAAUAUGAUGUUCUCUUCCGAUGAAAACGAUAUCGUUUCCAAAGCUAUCUUAGUAGAUUUCCAAGUUUUACGUUACGUACCUCCAGUUUUUGAGCUAUUGUUUUUUAUUUACACUUGUUCGUCAAGAGACACUAGAUUAAAAUACAUCGAUCAGCUUGUCGACGAUUAUUAUCAGGACAUUAGCAAAUAUUUAAGAGAUUUUCAAUACGACCCGGAAGAAGUUUUUUCAAGAGAUGAGUUUAAUGAAAGUAUAGAAUAUAUUAAAUCAGCUGUCUUAUCAGCUACGUGUAUAUUAUCUCAUAUGGCAAAAAUGAGCACAAAAAGUAGAGAGGAAAUGUUGUUCGAUCCAGAGAAGUUUGAUUACUACGUUAAGGAUAAUAGAAAAGCCAUGAUAGAUUUGCUUUGGAGUGACGAGUAUUAUAAGGGAUGUAUGAAAGACCUUGCUCAUGAUAUCGCGGAUUAUAUUACUAACUCCUGUUAAAGAUACUAUAAGAACUUUGUAAAAACUUUUUAAUUAAAAUGGAUCUCUUAAAAAAA